UCUCAGUCCCGUCUGGCAGCUUCCGGGUCUUCGGCUGCAGCCAUUUUGGGCUUCGCUUCCCUGAGCACUCGCCCGCCACCUAGCCCUUCUGCCCGCGCGUUUGGCGCCAGGGAGCGGGCCGCGGUCUCCGGAAACGCCGCCGCUGCCGCGUGAGGGAUCUGAGAGGUCUAUGGUGGAGCGGUCUCACACGGACUAAGGGAGCCUCCUUCCCCGCCGGGAUGGACGUGGCAGCGACCGCCGCAGCCUGCGUGGGCCGCCAAGCCGUGCGGUGCACCGCCCGCCGCGGAAGCCUCCCCUCCCGGGGCUCCCUCUGCCGGCGCGGGGAUCGGCCUGCGGUACCGACUCGGUGGCUGGGCAAGGCUGAGGCUGUGUAGGCCUCGGGUCCCGCCCGCCCUGACGCCGCCGACCCCGCCACGCUCCUGUCUUGAGAAACUGCCAGGGAAAGGAGAUGGAGCUGGGCACUCGCGGGCCUCGGAAGCGGCCUGCCCCUCGGAUGGGCUCCUGGUUCCGGCUGCCCUUCCUUCGGCGAUGGUCCGCUCGCUCCUCCGACUUGCUGACUCCUUCCUCUCGGGAAAACUCCGGAGACCCCGCACUGGCUGCCUCCGCCCUGCCCAAGCCUCGGACCAGGUACUGGACCAGAUUCCUUUCCCAGCUCUUUGCGCUGCUCCCUACCUUGUUCCACAAGCUGGUUUUUUGGAGCCAGCUUUUCGGUGGCAUGAUUCCGACCAGAUGGCUAGAUUUCGUAGCAGGUUACAGCGCCCUGAGAGCCUUGAGAGGACGGGAGGAACCUGCCGCUGCCGCGGUGCAGAAAUCUUUGAGUUCACUGCAGCUGGACUCUUCGGAAGACUUGGUUGUCAGCCCCCUUGAUUGGCUAGAGGAGGGACCCCAAUGGCGGUACUCAUCCUCAGACCUGGAGUUGAAACUGACAGCCCAGGAAAGAGCUUUGGACUCCGCAGCGCACCCUUUUCUCCUAGAGCAGCCGCUCUGGGGGGUGGAGUUGUUGCCCGGCAGUCUUCACGCGGGUCUUGUCUCCCACCGAGAACUUGGCUCGGCACCCUCUGGGCAGAGCGUAGGCAGUUUCAAGGUAGUUUCUUAUCUGCUGAGCCCUUCUUGUCUGGACUGCCUUCCCCAGCUGGAGCUGCGCUGUCGGAACAGCGUUGGAGCUGGCCAGCUGGUGGAUUUCCGAACACUUCCCCCCGAGAGCGGUUGCCUUUUUGAAGAUGGUUGUCACCCCCAGCCUCUGCGUGCAGAGAUCUCGGCAACCACGUGGCAGAGGUGUCCUCCUCUUUCCACAGAAGGCCUGCCGGAAAUCCACCACCUUCGUAUGAAACGGCUGGAAUUCCUGCAGGCUAACAAGGGGCAAGAGUUACCCACCCCUGACCAAGAUAAUGGCUACCACAGCCUGGAGGAGGAACACGGCCAUCUCCGGAUGGACCCACAGCUCUGUACAGAUAACCCAGUACAGACGGUGUCCCCUCCUGGAGUCAGCCCCGAGCCCACUGAGAAAAAGAUAGACGUGUUGAUUCAAGAAGUUUCCCAAAGCCCCCAGGGAAGCAGUCUGCCCUGCGAGUUAGCUGUGGAGAAAGCCUGUGAAGAGGACCGCACUAGUGUAGUUGACGGCUCAGACGUCGAGGGUGACCUUCCUGUCUCGGCCAGACCAGUUUGUAGCAACAAACUGAUCGAUUAUAUUUUGGGAGGCGCCUCCAGUGACCUGGAAAGCGGCUCGGACUCAGAAAGUGAGGAUUGGGACGAGGAUCCCGAGGAUGAUGGCUUUGAUAGUGACGGCUCCCUGUCGGAAUCAGACGACGGACAAGUCUCGGAAGGGCGCCACCUCUGGAACUCUUUCUACAGUGUAGAUCCUUACGAUCCCCAGAACUUUACAGCCACAAUUCAGACUGCUACCAGAAUUAUCCCUGGAGACCCAUGCGAUUCAGGGAGUUCCUUGCCUGACCUUUUCGAUGUGGGGAGCUCUAAAGCUGGACCCCUUCCUGAUACCCCCGAGCAUAGUUCUGGGGCGGAAGAGGACUGGGAACCCAGUGCCGAUGAAGCGGAGAGUCUUAGACUGUGGAACUCUUUCUGCAGUUCUGAGGACCCCUACAACCUUUUCAACUUUAAGGCUCCCUUUCAAACGUCAGGGAAGAACUGGAAAGGCAGUCAGGACUCACAAGCCCCUUCUGAGGCCACGGUGGCCUUUUCUGGGUGUCAUACCCUCCUUUCUUGUAAGGUGACGCUGGUACAGAGCCCAGAAGAUAAUUGUCCAGACUCUGGGCUGCCAGAGACUCUUUCUGGAGAAAAAUCCACCCAUAGCAAAAGAAAAAAGGUAACCUUUCUUGAAGAAGUAACUGAGUAUUAUAUAAGUGAUGAUGAGGAUCGCAAAGGACCAUGGGAAGAAUUUGCAAGGGAUGGAUGCAGGUUCCAGAAACGGAUUCAAGAAACAGAAGAUGCCAUUGGCUACUGCUUGACAUUUGAGCACAGAGAAAGAAUGUUCAGUAGACUCCAGGAGCACUCACUGUUGUUCAGCAAUGUUAAGACAAGUGAACAAGCUGCAGCCCUGGCCCACACUCUCUCUUGCUUGAGAGGUUUCUCUUAAAAACAAAUAUUGGCAGCUGUCCUUGGACAUGUUUUUAAAGAAACAACUUGUGUUUAGUGAUGUAGUUGAAUUAUUUUUGGGUGAUGUGUCUCAUUAGAAACACCAACUCUGAUAAUGAAGAAUCUCUAGUUUUUAAUCUUCCCUUUUCCUAUUUAGUUGGAUGUGGUGUUUGUGUUUUUGAGAGAGGGUCUUACUCCAUAAUUCUGGUUGGCCUAGGUCUUUGUGUGUAAACCAGGCUGGCCUUGAAAUUGAUAUCUUCUUGCCUCUGCUUCCUGUGCCACCAUGCCCAACUGGAUGUGGUUAUAAAUAUCCUCUGCUUCCUGGAGGUGAAAGGGGACCCUUUAAGUUGUUACUUUGCACUUUCAAUACUUCUGGAGAGGCAGAGGGCAGCCAGGUUUACAUAGUAGGCUUCGGGCUGGGGCUACAUGCUGAGACCAGGUCUUAAGGGACAAACAAAACAAAAGAUUGUUGGAUAUUUUUGGUUUGUUUGGUUUGGUUUUUUGAGACAGGGUUUCUUUGUAUAGCCCUGGCUGUCCUGGAACUUGCUCUGUAGAUUCAACUGGCCUCAAACUCACAGAGAUCCCCCUGCCUCUGCCUCCUGUCCUGAGUACUGGGAUUAAAAGCUUGCAUCACCAUGCCUGGCACAGAAAAGUUUCUUCCCAGACCUGUAAUUCCAGUUACUUUGGAGAUCAAGACUGGAGGAUGGAAAAUUCAAGGUCUGCCUGGGCCUUACCUUAAAAUGAAAAUGGAAAAGGAGGCUGGGGAUAUAGUUAGUAGCAGAGGACACUUGCCUGCAUGUGCAAGGCUCUGGGUUCAGUCCCUAGUACUACAUAUUCAAUUUUAAUUCGUGCAAGGCUUUGGGUUCAAUCACCAGUACUACAUGUUCAGUUUUAAUUUAAAGUAUGCAUACUUAUCUAAAAACUUUGGGUUCUUGUGCUUUUCGUAUUCUAAAGUGAAUGGGCUUUUGGUUUUUUGUAUAUAUGUAUAUGUGUUUAUAUAUUUUGAGGCAAGGUCUCACUAUGGCCUUGGGCUCAUGGCAAUCCUUCUGCUUUAAUUUCCUGAGUGUAUAUAUAGCCUAUGUAUAUAUAGGCUAUGCUUGCACUUUUUUCCACUUUCAUAGAUUUGACCUAUUUACCCUAAAGCUAAACCUAUUGUACAUGUUCUCAACUUAAAAGACAUGGUUGUAGCACUUGAAAACAUGGUGAAUAUCCCCCCUCUUUUUUUUAUUUUUUAUUUUUUUUUAAUUUAAAGAAUCUGUCUUGUGUGGUCUAGGCUAGCCUUGAAUUCAAUUCUUAGCUAAGGAUGCCUUUGAAAGAUCCUCUUGUUUUCUUGCUAGGAUUGCACAUGUGUGUGUCACACAUCCAGAGUUUUUUCUAUAUCUAGGUCUAUUUAAGCUAUUCCCAAGGACCACCACAAACCCACAAAUGCAGUACUUUCUUGCCUGGGAAAGCUGUGUUGGUGUGUUUUUUAAAGACCUACACUGUGGUGCCCAGCUGCUCUGCCAAACUUUAACAUCUAGCAUGUUUGAUUUCUUUGCAAACUGUCCCUUUGGAAGUUUUCUGUGUUGUAGUUCUGGUUCAGUGUGGCUCUUUAACUCCCAGUGGUAGGAACUGUAUAAAGCGCCCUAGGAAGUAAUCUUUGCAUUGUAGGCAUUCAGUUUUUAUACUUGAAAGCCUAGAAUUUUCCUAGGAGGAAUAUGCAGACAUCUCAGAAAUUCAGUUUUGUUUUAUGUCCUCUUAACAGAAAGCCAGUGUUACUUACACCCUGCCUCAGCACUGUCACUUUUAAAACCUGUCAUGGUAACACUGUAAACUUGGAUUAGGUAGUUCUGCAUUUUUAAGUGUGAAAUGUCAAAUACAAACUUCAGUAUCCAGGUUUAUUGUGUUCUGUUUCAUAGAGAAGCAAUGGUGAGGCCCUUUCUUCGAGGAAAGCAUAAAGUAUAGCUAGAACAGCCAGAAAGUCUUACCCAAAGCUUGAUCUUGAAUAGUCUGUGUUGAGUAGUAUGCCUGGUUUAUUCAGUUAGCUUUAUCCGCUGUGCGUAUGCUAGGUUGAGGUAUGUUUAACCACCUCUUUAGUGGUCAGUUCUUAGCUUGUGCCUCCUGCCAUGGGUAGUGGGGACACGAACAAAAGAGGGGUCCACUAAAUUGGUCAUGGGGAGGAGUUUUUCCAGAAGAGCUCGCAGCCUAACUACCUCAGUUUCUGAUCUCCCUGGUUAUUUCCGUUUGAUGUGCUCUAAGGUCUGCCUCAUUCACAUACACUAAGACUGCAGCACCAGGAAAGUUGGUCUUAGUUUUGCAGAACCCUCAUUCUGUGUAAUUAGUGCACCUGCAUUUAGUGAACUGGUACAGUGCUGUGGAAAUGGGCUAGUUAGAAAGCUGUGUCAUUUGGAAAGCAGGCAUGUGGGCUUAGGAAGGAAAACUGUGGCAGUGCAUAGACAUUUUUAAAAACCAGACUGCAGUUUAGCGUUUGAUUUCAGACACUUAGUGUUUUGUGUUUCUGAGACCCAGAACCUGUGUAUUUGCAGGGAGUGGGACAUCUGUACUUUCCCUGGGUGUUUGAAAAUUGUUCCAGAUUCCACCUUUACCAUCUCAUGAGGAAACAACUGGUUAGAAUACUUGGUACACUGCCUGCCUACAGAUGUGGUGGCAAGGACAAAAGGACCUUUACAAAUUGACUGAAGAAGAACAAAAUUAUUGUCAUCCCAGUCCCAGAUGUCAGGUCCCUCCCAAGGAAAGAACACCUCCAAGGCCAGGUAUGGUGUGGAGGUUGUAGCUGCGUAUUUUACGCACUGGAGUCUUGCAGUGGUGCUGUAAGGACCUGCAUAGAUGUCAUGGGCUCUGCAGAUGGGGGUCCGCCUUUCUGAGUGCUGAAAUGGGCAACCCUUCACCUGUAACUUGAAAUCAAAGCUCUCAGAUUUUAAUUUUUACAAUUUAAGGUUAAGUUUGGGAACAAGAUUUGAGUUGGCUUCUUCAGAUCAAUGAUUUUAAAUGUAACUAGUGGAGAUUUUAUAGCUCAGAUUAUAUUUGUAUAUAAUUAUUAACUAAUCUGUAAAUUGUAAUAAAUAUA
Molecule: messenger RNA, 5656 nt
Organism: Chionomys nivalis (European snow vole)
Lineage: Eukaryota; Metazoa; Chordata; Mammalia; Rodentia; Cricetidae
Gene: Ppp1r15b
Product: protein phosphatase 1 regulatory subunit 15B
Exons: 2
Coding region: 449-2590 (713 amino acids)
Biological process (GO): response to endoplasmic reticulum stress
Cellular component (GO): protein phosphatase type 1 complex; endoplasmic reticulum
Molecular function (GO): protein phosphatase regulator activity
Source: RefSeq, a predicted model, not a curated record